Molecule: messenger RNA, 1910 nt
Organism: Thunnus maccoyii (southern bluefin tuna)
Lineage: Eukaryota; Metazoa; Chordata; Actinopteri; Scombriformes; Scombridae
Product: protein shisa-5-like
Exons: 9
Coding region: 63-1301 (412 amino acids)
Source: RefSeq, a predicted model, not a curated record
GACAGGUGGAAACGGUUGUCUCGUUGUAGAGUAAUUUCUUUUUAGUUCAAAUCAUAGAAGUUAUGGCAUCAGUUGUCGUGUCCAGUCUUGUGUGUCUUUUAUGUGUGAUCCUGCCCCCGGCUGUGUGGGCUGAUAACUGUAGUGGCUACUGGGACACCAAUGGUCACUACUAUGACCCUCAGCAAUGUGGCACUCGAUACUGCUGUGGAAACUGCAACAGUAAAUACUGUUGCAGUGAAAAAGAAAAUCGUCUACCUGAAGAAAAACAAGAACUCUGUUCUAUGAGGUCCAGUUAUGGGAAAAAAAGCAAAAUUGCUAUUCUUCUUGGAAGCAUCAUAGGGUCUAUUAUUCCCAUUAUCCUCUGUGUGUCUCUUAUCAUCUGCUGUGUGGCACCUUGCUGCUUGUGCUACAAAAAGUGUUGUCGAAAAGGACGCAACCGAAGUAGGACACACACUUCUCAUGUUGUGAUGACCACUCUGACACCAGCCAACACACCCCAGCAGCCAGUCUUACCCUCUGGAUAUCAGCCGUCCUACCCGGGUUACCAGUCUGUACCUGUGCAGUCGGGAUAUGAAGGCCCGCCUGUGCCCACAGCACCACCACCACCAUCAUACCUGGAAUCUGAGGCUGAUCCAGCUUACUCUCCAGGUAUGUUCACUCCCGGACAGCCGUCGUACCCUUUUCAACUCCAACCGUACACAUUGCCGCCACAUUCGGCUGAGCUUGCACAGCCUCCUUACAACCCUUCCUAUGAUAUGGCACCAUCAAGUUUCUUUUCUCCGGAUAAUGCACCAAUUUUUGUAGCUAUUGGAUUUACCAUCUUUUUGCUCAUUUUCAUCUGCUUUUGUGUCUUUCACUGCUACCGCCAGCACAAAUUAUGCUGCAAGCCCCGACCUACUAUCAACAACAUCACUCCUCAGCACUACCCCCAGCAGCUAAAUGUAUCACCCUUUCUGGGGCUCCAGAAUGCACUCUUCCAGUCUGCACUAGUCCAGUCGGGUUAUGGAAGCCAGCCUAUGCAACAGGGCUGCGAGCCUCAGCCCAUGCUGACAAUGCCCUACCUGGGACAACCUUUCACACCGGGACCAUUACCGACAUAUCAGGAAGCCAUCGAUCCUACCCACCCUCCCAAUCCAAAGCCUGACAGUCAGGCUGCGUUCAACCCCAGCCAGCCAUCGUGCCCUCUACAGCCUCCUGUGCAGCCGCCGCAGCCCAACGCUCCACCUGCCCAACCAGACUUCCUUGCCCAGCCAGCAUAUAACCCGGAUUAUGUUGCACCACCACCGAAGACUGGAUAUUGAACCACAGUGACAAACUCUCAGCCUCUUAAAGUGUGCUGCAACAUUUUGGAACUUGGCAGAGCUGGAAAUGUGAAACUCGAAUAGAGAUGCGAGUUGCUUUUGAGCAUCUUGAUUCAUGUGUCUCGAUGGUUAAAUAUGAGAAUGUGUGCAUGUUGAAUUUUGCAGCUCAUGUAGUGCAUCUGUUCUGUUAAAGAAGUGCCAAGUGAAAAUGUUGAUACCAUGUUGUCAUAACCAUAGACUUUUUUUUUUUUUACUGAAAAAGUGCUUUGAACCUUUUUUCAUACACUUUCUAACUUUUUCUCUAUUGUUCCUAGUGCUUUGGAAAGUGUAUAAAGCAUUAUAUGUGUUAUAUGUUCCCAUUGAAGGAUUUAUGGUGGAUAUGAUUUAUGUCAUUGCCAGCGAGUGAAUACGAUGUGUUCAGGGAAAAAAGUGUUCUAUUAACCUCCCAGCAAAAAGGAACAUUCAUCCUGUUAUAUGUAACCUGCAGAUAUAAAAGUUCAGUGGCUGCAAUAAGAGAAAGAGUGCAUGUCCCAAUGCCUCAACUCACUGCCCAUAAAUGUUCUGUAAAUAUACCAUAAGGCUAAACUCUACCAAAAUGAGAAACAUUGU